Gigantopelta aegis is the source of this 2269-nucleotide messenger RNA. RefSeq lists its product as uncharacterized. Lineage: Eukaryota; Metazoa; Mollusca; Gastropoda; Neomphalida; Peltospiridae. The transcript has 4 exons. The coding region runs from base 113 to 1465 and encodes 450 amino acids. The record is from RefSeq and is a predicted model, not a curated record.
AGGCAUUAGUGAUUUGGUUGUUUAAAAGUUGGGAAUGUCUAUGAAGCCGAUCUUUGAAGGAAAAUAAACAUAAACAUUUAGUUUUCUUGAGCGGUUUCUCUGGUUGUUAAAAAUGGAGACACAAGGCCUUUCGUUUGAAACAGAGUUCCAGUCGGUGGUUCUUGGUCUACACAGACUGGUGAAAAUCAUGAACUAUUUAAUUAGUUUUCCCGAGAAAAAUAUACAUCUUGCGGCCAAACAGAAAACAGAUGCUGAAGCCAUGUUAAAAGAUGUAACACAUGAUACCAGACAGCUGAAAUUUAUCCUUGUGCACUAUCAGCAAGAAGUUUCCAUUCCGAACCUGAAUACCAAACAAAACAAAAUGGAAGAAUUCAUGGCAUCCUUUGAUAACCAAAAAGUGAAAGAAACAGAUUCUAAAGGACCCACACCAAAGAAAAAGCCGAAGCGGACAACGAAGACAUCUGGGAUGAAGACUCGUUUAAGAACGCUGACUGAAAUGGCCAUCGAUAUUGGGCGGCAGGAGAAAGAAUCCUCCCAUAUAAGGGAUCUGGUCUCCAUUGUUGAUAUUGUCGAGGAUCUCACCCACUCUGUAGCCUUAACGUCCGCCAUGGACAGGAGAUUCAACAGACAUAUUCCAGCAGACCAUGAAAGUGAGUCGGACGGUUUUGGACGUACCACCCAGAGAGAGUCAAAUGGUAUUGGACCCAUUAACCAUGCUGAGUCAGGUGGUGUUAGACCUACCAACCAGAGUGAGACGGAUUCCUACAGAAACACCAACCCUGACUCCGAUAGUAUUAGUAGUACCAUUAUACCAAUCCGCCAGGUUCAGUCAGAUGGUAUUAGAACCACCCAUGAUACUGAGUCAAAUGGUAUUAUACCAAUCCACCAUGUUCAGUCAGAAGGUAUUAGACCCACCCAGAAUAUUGAGUUAAAUGAUACUGGACCUAUCCCAGAUAUUCAGUCAGAUGGUGUUAGACCCACCUACUAUAAUGGUAUACCACCCUACAAUACCGAGUUAGAUGAUUUUAGAUUCGCCUACGAUACUGAGUCAGAUGGUAAACCCAUCAACGAUGCUGAGUCAUAUUGUACAUGCAUUAGGCCCACCUACUAUACUGAGUCAAAUGGUAUAAGCUCUGUCCACCAGGCUGAUCCGUACAUCGGAACCGGCCGUGAUUCGGUGUCGGGGCAAACCACUGUCCGUUUCAGUCACACUUCACUAACCGCUACAUAUUCACAGAUAAAGAAACACAUGAACACUAUUCAAAGAUAUUUAAAGUUGCAACUUUUGCGAUGGUCAGGGGGUUCUAGGUUUAAACUAUUCCUACUCAUAGUAUUAAUCAUUGUGACAGUACUGGCAAUAUUUAUCCAGUAUUGCUUUUUAUCAAAUGAGGACCGUUGUUUAUGUGUAGAACGUUUCCUGUCAUCCUUUCUUGAUAUUGACUGCUGUCCCGAUAUGGUCUUAUGAAAAUGCUCGAGUGCUUGCCUGAGGUGUUUGGGUCAGAGGACUAAACCUUCUCGGUGGACACUUUGUAGUUUCAUCGUCCCAGCUACUUCCCCACGUCUGGCAUUUUAAAGAACACAGUAUGUACUGUCCUGUCUGUAGGUGUCGUUAAUCAAAACAAACCUUUACUCAAAUACAGUGUAUUAAAAAACUAGAUUGGCAGCGUGAGGACAAACAAGGUUUCGGUAUAAUCGCACGUCGGUGUAAAGAGAUAACCUACCUUUAAGUAACAACGUGACUGUUUUACUGACAUUCUCGAGCCAGUUGUUCAAACCUUAGUUACCGCAACCAAUAGUUAUCAAACAUUUUCAGCUAUAUGUAUCUAUUUAUAUAUCUAUGUAUGGAUGUAUUUGUCAUACGUUUGCAUGAUAUAGUGCUUUACUAUCAUCUAUCUAUAUGUGUAAAUAGUGUACGGCGAUGAAUCGGGGCACUCCAACCCUGACACCUCAUGAAUGUCUGGGGCAAUAAAAUAAUUAAAGGUAAAAAAUAUUUUAAAAGAUAUAUAAAUAUACUGAACUUCAUUGGAAACGCAUCAGCCAGAUUUCGAGGUCUAAAUUGGAUAUGACAUGAGAAGAAAUAAUAAUACAUUUAAAUAAUUUUGUAUGUAGACAAUAACAAAUGUAUAGCAACCUCACACGUGGAUAGCAGUAACAACUGAAAAUAGGGUGAUGCAUUUUCAAUGUAAGAGAUCAGUAUACAUUCUUUGUAAAUAUGUUCUUUGUUAUAUUUUUGUUCCUAAGAUAAUAAAGUUUUAUUUUUGAAUUGAAA